AUGCAAUACACUCAACCUAAAACAAAGCUCUCUAUUUUGCUUACCGCUGUUGCUAGAGAGGUGAGAGAGCAGUUGAGUCGAGCCACAGAUGAAACGGUAGAGAUAGUACUCUACGGCUUGGUCUAUUGGUUCCGUAUAUGGGACCACGAGUAUAAUUUAUAUCCGACCAAGUACUUACUCAUGUGGCUCGACUUCCUUAUUAAAGACGUCGAGUCUAACUUAAUUGAUUCUGAGCCUCUAGUUUAUCUUCUCUCUCUUAUUCGUACUGGUUAUUAUCAACCAGACAUUGAGCACUUUAAUUGA
Entamoeba dispar SAW760 is the source of this 303-nucleotide messenger RNA. RefSeq lists its product as uncharacterized. The coding region runs from base 1 to 303 and encodes 100 amino acids. NCBI's taxonomy places the organism in Eukaryota, Evosea, Mastigamoebida, Endamoebidae. The transcript has a single exon. The record is from RefSeq and is a predicted model, not a curated record.